CGGCUGCCGGCGGCGGCACCGGGGCCGAGCCGGCGCGGCGAACCGGUCGGCGAACGCCGCGAGCGUUGGCGGCCCGCUUCUGCUCCCCACCCCGCGCCUUGCGCGGCGGCGGCGGGGGAGUAACGGAGCCGGGAAGGGCCGGGUGCGAUGGGCACGCCGGCGGCGAAGACCUCGUCCUGCAGCCGCGCCAUGAGUAGAGUGAAAAUGAAUGUGUUGCCUCAAGCGAUCCUACAAAGCCCAGGGGAGCAUCCCAGGUUCAUAGAGCAGACUGUUUGCCCCUCAUUAGACUUUGCAAGGAUUCAUUUGAUCAAAGACAAAGAUGGCAUAGAUGAUUAUUUGGCGAAGAAUAUCAAAGGGUUGUCAAAACAAGAAGCUGCUGCUAACAGGAAUUCAUACAAGAAGAACAUCUGCAUAGACAUGCUGCGACAGGGUUAUCACGAGUCCUUCUCCGAGCUCUUCACUCUGAUACAGAAGUGGAAUGCCUUGAGGGAGGCUGCAGGGCCUGGGUCAGCCAUAUGGCAGCAGAAGUCCCUGGAGGAGCAGCCUGAUAAGCUGGAUCAGCUUUACCACUUCCUGACCAGGGCUGAGGCAGCCCAGCGAGCAGGGCGCUAUGAGGAGGUGUAUGAUAACCAGCUUAACUUGGCCUACUGUUUCAAUGACCCUGAGGACAAAUGGUUAAGUAAUUACUUUUAUGAGCAAUGCUUUAACACUGCUCAACUAAUAAAAAUCGAUGGUGGGAAAAGAGAGGCACAAGCACAUGCAAAUAUGGGCCUCAUCAAUGAGGAACAAGGUCAUGUCAUGAAAGCUGCUGAGCAUUAUGAAGCAUUUUAUCAGCUAACAGAGGGUUCGACAUGGAAGGAUGAGACAGGCCAUACUUACAAUUCACUGGCGUGUGAGCAUCUCUGGAGAAUUUAUACAUUACUAGCAGACAAAAUGCUAGAAAAUAAAGAACACCAACAGGCCAUCAAAACGCUAAUAAAAGCUUUAAAAAUGGCAAAAGAAGGAGGUGAUACGACGAUGGAAGGAGAAGCUGCAUAUUGCUUAAGUUUAGCAUAUCAUUUUGCUGGAGAACAACAGACAGCGUUAUCAAAUUUGAAGACCUCUGUAAAAAUCUUCACAGCACUUUGUGAUUCUGCUGGCCUAGGCAGAGCAUAUGCAGCUAUAGCCAAGAUCCUGGUAAGUCAGGGAAAAGUGGCUGAAUCGAUUAAGUACUUGGGAGAGUUUAUGAAGACUGCCGAGAAUGUUCAUCUAAGCCAAAGCCUGGUGGAUGCAUGUGUAUUACUUGGGAAUAUUUACAAUGAAAGAGGCAACUAUAAUGAAGCUUUUGAAAAUUUCAGUCAGGCUUCUGAGGCAGCAAAAACUUUAAAUAAUUUGCCCUUAGUGGAUGAAACAAAGACUUAUUAUGGCAUUGCAAAGGCUCAUAAACUGAUGGUGGCAUUUAACAGCCAUAUAGAAGCAGAGGAUCCCGUCAGCCUCAAGUACCUGCUGGCAUGGAAGGAGAACAGAAGUGACAUGUGCACUGACCCUCUUACAGUCGAGAAUGCCUGCUUACUCACAGAGAAGCUGAUAGAUGUAUAAUGAGUACAGGAAGAUCAUUGAAGAGCCAUGCAACAAAGUAGGAAUUUUGGUAGGAAUUUUCUCAUUUAAAUGGGAGCACAAUGUUGCGGUACAAAUAUCUGAGAGCUCUAAGUUCUUUUAUGACUGAAGUGUGCCUUCAAUAUGUAUUACAUGCUUUUAUCAAAAAUAACUGGUGUCAUUGAAAUAAAUACAAAAGAAAAAGCGUAUAUAGAAUAGAAAGGUUGCACUUUGUGCCCCUAAUGCUUAUUGUCUUCCAAAGUGUCAAGAUCCUCCUGUUAAGAUAUUAAACAUCCUUUAUACCUACUGAAUGGGAAUCCAAGAUGCUCAAUACCUUGUAAGAUCAGGUUCUAAAUGCAUCUGGAGAGUUUUCUUUAAAUCGCAGAUUAUUGUCUCUUUCAGAAAAAAUAAACUACAAGCUUGGUGCCUUAUUCAUAGGCUAUCAGUGAUUUUAGCAUCUGUGCUUAACAGUUGUGGUUCAACUGCAACUUGAAUGAAAUAGAUCCAGCCUGGGUGGCACACUGUGGUGCAAUUUUGAUCUAAUCUAUAACACAGGUUGGACCCAAAACACAACUAAGUUUGUUUAAAAUCUGGUUGAGCACACUCAUGAAGCUGUUGAAAGCCUGUACAAUCAAAGCUUUUGAAAUACCAUUGACAGUCUCAAGUGCAACAUCAAUCUAUAGGCACAGCUGAAACAACUAUAUUUAACAAUGAAAGUGCAUCUUGUAGAAUACCUGUAUGUCACAUUUUCAAAAUUGAACCCAAAAUUCCCCUUUUAGCAAAGCCUGUGUUCAUUCACACCAUCAGGUAAACUAAAAUUCUGCCUAGAUUCUUUUUGGUAAAUAAUCUGAAGCACUGAUUUUGGAGUGUGUGUGGAGAAUUGUCUCCCAUUUUGAGCUGAUUAAAUUCUUGACAGUGGUUUCCUCACAUGACCGACCCACAGAAGUCUGACUCCUGUGGUCUUCACUGUCCUCAAGAGGGCAUUUUCCAGCUACCAUCGCUGUUGGCCCAAAGAGAUAGAGGACAGAAGAUGGUGGUUAUCACUUUGCAAAAUAUACGUAAAAGCAGGAUUUGGAACCUUUGAAUUUUAUUUAGGAAAAUUCAUGCGAACUUUCCUAAUUUCAUGUAUUAGAAAACCUGUUGUUUCAAACUAUGCUUUUCAAACAAAGCUUUAUGAAUCCCAAUAGUCAACCAUUUCUUUCUUUAAACGGAGGUUUCCAGAUUCGGAGUUUGAAGCAAGGUCCAUUAGACUUGUAAUCAGUUUUUAUGACAGUCUUUGAGAAAGCAAUAGCUUUUGCCAUAGUAAUAACUCAAUUCACUGGUUUUCUUCAGGAUUGCAAUUUAAGUAACUGGUUGACAUGUGACAAUAGGAUUUCUCCCUGUUAAGGUAUGGUAAAAAUGUAUCAUUAUUAUCAUUAACUUGCUCUUAUUAGACCAUUUUUGAUCAAGAUGCUGUGUACAUGCAAUGUAAAUACAAAUACCUCAAUAAUUUUAUUUUACUUAGAGGUCUGUAUCAUCUGAACACCAAGCUUAUUACAGCAAUGUUCAUUUAGAAUGUUUUUACAAGGCUGAAAAGUUGUAUAGGAAUGUUCCUACAUGCAAUUAGGCACAUAAGCAUACAAAUCUCUUUACUGAGUGUUAAAAAGAGGCAAACAUUUUAUGAAAACCAGGAAGAGAAACAGGACCAUGAUUUAAAUAUAAAUAAUAACAGUAUCCAGUUUACCCCUUGUAUUUUAAUGCUAUUGAUAUGAAAUACGAAAAACAUUACAAAAACAGCACAAUUUCACAAAUAAUAUCUGAAAAUCACAUUAAUCUGCAAACUCUCCUAAUCUUGAUAAGUAUAGCAGGACUGCUUGUAAGAGAUUGCUUUUUUAGAUAUUUGGAAUUUCUUUUAUCAGAAUAUUGUUGAAAGAAAUGGCAUAUUUUAAUUUAUCCUUCAUAGUAAAAAAAAAUAUAAAAUAACAUAAACUAAGCAGACAUUCUAGAAAAGACGAUUAUCAAUUUUUCAAGGGCAAGUUUCUAAAUACUUAAGGGUUUUGAACCUCACGUACAUUUCUGCAGUAACUGAACAUUCUGUGUAUGUGUCCCAAAAGUUAUUAUGCAGUUACAUUAAAUAGCAUUCAUGAUCAUCACUAUUUUUUGCCAAUCUGCACUCAUUACUAAGUGAUAACUUUUGUAUGCUUGUGAAAAAAUGGCCACAAAUUAAUCCUUUAGAGCAUUAACUCUCCCAUACUUUUAACGAUACUUUUUAGUCCUAAAGCUUUUAAUAAAAAUAAGGGGACUUUUAUCAUCCUAUAAUAAUGUAAAUGCAAGUUGUGUUCUUCAGGGUCAGGAAGCUUCAGGAGAAAAUUAUGUUUAUUGAGCUAAAUGUACCUGCUUCCCAUCCCAGUAACGAUUGGUCUGACGAGUAACUAUCUGUCUGGCAGAAUGCAGGCGUUCUGCUCCUUGCAGACUUUUUCAGCGGGAAAACGAAGGCUCUGCUUUCCCCUUCAAAUUAGUGGGGCAAGGAGGUUGGGCAGAAGGUUGUUCCGUACGUUAUACUUUGAACAGGAUCCUGGAAUAAACCUCUCAGCUGUCAGAAGCAGUCAGAGUUCCAUGGGUCACGGGCAGGCCUCGGUGAAAUGCCUCGCAUGAUCCAGCUGAAAGCACAGUGCUCACUGGUACUUGGCUGCAGUUAUCAACUCGGUAUUUCUUUAGAAGAAAAAUCACCACUUACUGAAUUACCAGCAUUUCUUCCAACAUCACUAUCCUUUGGUGAUCUUUUGCCAGACAUAGUCCUGCUCAUCAGGUCUCCUGAGAUCAGAGCUCAAAUUAGUAUAAUGGAACUUCUGUACUUUGUCUCUUUACGUGAGAGAUGUGCUCUAAUUUCUUUAAGGAGCUCCUCAUAUGGAACAGAAUUAUUCUCCCCUCUGCCUGGUUCAUUACCAUUGUAAUCCUUCCUGCAAGUUUUUUCCAGAAAGCCUCUAAUCCCCUGACCCUUAAGACUUUGCAAUCAGAAAGGAGGACUCAUGAGAGAGUAUGAAUUGCAGUUGCAAGUUUUUCUGUGCUCUGAGAAAUUAUAGGCAUAGUUGACUUUAAUGAAGUUAGGAAAGCAGGUAAAUCACUUUAGCCUACAAUGCCAGUUGUCUGUUUCAAAACAAAGACUCGUCAAACAUAUUAUAGCAGAUGAAUCUCUGAAUAGUUCUGAAGUGUAAUAUUGAUGUCUCUAAAAUCUACGUCUUGUGGGUGCCUAAGGUAUGCGAGACUGGCAAGUAAGACCGCUUUUUGCAUAGUGUUUUAGCAGGUUUCACUGUGGAUGUAUCAGAUGGUAUUGACUAACAAUUCAUAACAGAGGGGAAGGUUGUACCUCAGAAAGGAUUCUGUUUAUAAUUAUGAAAAGCAUGUUUUCUGACCAUUAAUAGGGUAUAUCUUGUUAAUUAUGAUGAUAUAUAAGGUAUUUCACCUGUGAAGCCAUUUAGAAAAUUAAUGUUUGAGUCACAUAAAGGUCAUUGCCAUUCUGGAAGGAAUCCAUUCAUCUCGUAAUAGGCCAUCCGAAUAUAGACUAAUAAAUACACUAUAUAUAAUUACCUAGAAAUAGAUGGAAUAAAUAAGAUCAAUUAUAGGUAUUACUAAAACCACACUUCAGUUUCCUGCAAGGAAAAAGUAGGGUGUAACUGGAAGAAACAAUAAUAUACAUGUAAAAAUGCAAGAAAUAGGUUAAAGCCUUAAGUAGUUAUGUGAGAUUCAGCUAUUACACAUGAGGUGAGAACUCAUCAGCCUUCAGAAGUGGUGUACAUCAAGGACUUUGUCCUGAGAUUCAGUCAGGUAUUUCUGAAGACAGGUCCUACAAAGAAAAGGA
Molecule: messenger RNA, 5413 nt
Organism: Aquila chrysaetos chrysaetos
Lineage: Eukaryota; Metazoa; Chordata; Aves; Accipitriformes; Accipitridae
Gene: TTC29
Product: tetratricopeptide repeat domain 29
Exons: 11
Coding region: 148-1578 (476 amino acids)
Molecular function (GO): protein binding
Source: RefSeq, a predicted model, not a curated record